Molecule: messenger RNA, 2664 nt
Organism: Paramuricea clavata
Lineage: Eukaryota; Metazoa; Cnidaria; Anthozoa; Malacalcyonacea; Plexauridae
Source: the annotation of a GenBank genome assembly
AUGACAGCAGCUGGUAUGUAUACUGUACACAUAUGUCGUUUUUUUGGAAACACGCUGUAGUAUAUGGUGGUAAAGUCAGAGAAAUGGUUAGCGAUUAAAAAUAUACGUCGUGGCAUCUGUAUAAAAAAACAUUGAGCUGAAUCUAUUAAAGGUGUGAAUAUGCCCUUAGGCCACCUAAUUCUUCAUCUUUAUUUUGCUGCCUUCGUUUAUAGUGUUUGGCCUUUCCUUUCCUAGAGUACUGUACAGCACGGAAAAUGUAGGCAGGUUGUGUUUAAACAACAAAAAUCCAUUACGUGCUUUAAUUUCAUUGUAUUGUAGGACGCAAAGAAAGUCUUACUGAGCAUGUUUUAGGAUGGAAUAAACGAAAGGUCUUGAACAUGCCUACGUAUCUCAGGAUGCGUUAUGCUAAGGUUUGUUUAAUAUACGUGCAGUAUUUUGGUACUACAUUGCACUGUAGCAUGGGGAAAUACUGCUGUACCAUAUAUAAUUAUGGGCUACAAGAUUGGCUGAUUUUCGCUCAUUUUAUUGCAGACUGCCAAAACACUUGUAGAAAAGCAAGAAGAAUUACAAGAAACUCUAUCGGAAUUUGGCCUACAGGCCAAAGAACAAACUAUUUUACAGUGGAAGAAAGCUGUUGAAGACUUUACACGAGGUUGGUGCCGUGUGUAAAUACACUGUAGUCUGUAGUCGUCGGUAGUACCCCUUGCUAUAUGUAUGUGUGAGGUAUAAUAAAUUUUAUAGCGACAAUUUAUGUGCGCGUGUGCUUACUGUAAUCAGGGUUCCAAAUGGCAUUUUGCUUGUGCCUGGGGUUCAGUAUUCAAAAAAAUUAAUAGCCCAAUUUUCUUAGUUUUCAUGCAAAUACCCCCCUAAAAUUUUUUGGGAGUGACUUACGAGAGGCUUAUAAGUUAUACCCUUAUAAAGCUAAUUUAGUGUAAUUAAAUCAAUUAUAGCUGGUGAUGAAAAGGAAGAGCAGUAUGGUGAUAUUGAAAAUUACUUCAUGUUGUUCCAUCAAAUUUGUGAUGCUACGUUGUUGAAAUCAUUUUUGGAGGGAGGUGUUAAACAAACACGCGACCUACUUGGUAAUGUUGUACAGUGUAGUCCAAGAUUAUGCAACUGGCAAGUAUGCAGCAACGCUUGAGCAAGAUAAAGGAAAAACUCCAUCACCUUCCAGAAGAAGUGCUUCUUGAGAGAGGAAAAGAAAAAUUGGUAUUGAACUCGAUAUCGAAAUUACAAACGAAAGCGGAAAUUAUAUAUUUUUCAACACAGAGGAGGACACGUGAUAUAUCUAAAGUAGCUGGUAUGUACCUCUUGGUCGGCUGUGAUCUAUAAUUAUUUUUCCUUUUUAUUUUAACUUUUUUGUGUAAUUAUAUAUUAAUAGAUCGAUCUAAAAUGAGAUCAAGAUGAGAAAGAAAAUGAGCAAUGAAAAACAGAGUUUAAAAUCAGUUGUAGAUAAGUUAAAUGCUUUUGGCUCCAUGUGUGACAGAUCGAAUAUUUCACUUGAGAAGAUCUUGGAAGGAACUUUUCCAUGGUCAGACAACAGCGUGGAAUUUGGUAAUGUAUACUCUUCCGUAUCAACAAUACUAUCAACAAUAAAUAUAAUAAUCACAUUCUUGUAAGUCAAGUCAAGUUCUUUUAUAUUAGUAUAUAUGUGGGUUUUUAGACUCUAUUCCUAUUCGUACCAAGGCCAGUGUUGUGGACAAAUACAUUGGUGUACAGCGAUUAAAAAAGGAGCAAACUUUGUUGAUUAGAGAAAUGAUGAAUUUUAUGGGAUACUACCGAGACAAUGUCCUUAACAAUUUGGAAAAACAACAUGACGAGAUCAGAGAAACAAUUGGUAAAAUAACGAUUGUUGGCGUUGUUACUCUAAUUAGCCCCACAUGCAGUAUUAGCAUAAUUACAUAGGUGAUUAUUGAAAAUUCUCCACACAGAUUGAUUGCCGUUGAGGUGAUUAUAACGCGAUAUCGCCUAAGAGAUUCCGGAAAUGGCGGCCGAAGCCGUUUUGUAAAUUAAAUGACGACGAAAUGUGUAGUUUCAAUUUUUUCCCAAUUAAUCACCUACGAAAUUAUACUAAAACAAUUAAUCACCUCAGGCUCGGUCAUUAUCAUCAAUAAAUUAUUAUUCACCGAUAAUCACCUCACCUUCGGCGAAUAAUUGUUAAAUAUUAUUGCUCAUGCCCUAUCAAUUCCAUUUUGUAUGUUGUAUUCAGAGAAUAAGCUGAAUCCAGAUUUUGUUGAGGAGGAAAGGGUGAGUAAAAAGCUGUUAAUAGAUUUAUGUCAUUGUUUAUGACAACAUUGGAUGUACAUUUACAUCUGCACAUAUAAUUUUGUCCAUAUAAUUACAGUUUAAAUGAUUUAUAAUAUAAAUCACAUCAAGAUGUGUGUGCAUGGAAAGUUAACGUGCAGCAAAACGUCUUUAAAUAGACGUGUGGACUUAAUGUAUUCUUAAUAUAUGGUGCACAUAUUUUUCUUUUUCAUUAUCUAGGUCACACCACACUCGCUUCCUGAAAUAGACGCGAAAAGAUACUCAGUUAGCACAGAGAAUCUUGUAUCCCUAAAAGGAAAACUUGCCAUGUGCAAUGCUGGGAAGUGGUUUGCCAAAGUUGCAAACGAAUCGUCGAGGAAAAUGAAAUGGAAGAAUAGCUAUAAUCAUGCAUCAUUUGUCUAA